AAAUUAGCUCUGCAAACUUGAAAGAUUUUGUCAUCCAUUACAUUACAUAGAAGCAAAUCAUUGUGACAAUGGAUAUGGUCAUGAGCAAGGUGGGUUCUUAUUGGCUGGGUCAACAAGCCAAUACCCAAAUUAGCUCUGUUGGCAAUGAGAUCAAUUCAUUGUCGAACAGCAUCGAAGGAGGAGCCAAAUGGUUAGUCAACAAGGUUAAAGGAAAAGUGCAGAGGCCCCUAACAGAGCUGCUCAAAGAAUAUGACCUGGCGGUAGGAAUAUUCCCCCGUGACGCCACCAACUAUGAGUUUGAGGAGAGCACAAAAAGGCUUACGGUGCACAUCCCAUCCGUGUGCGAAAUAUGUUAUCGUGACCAAUCGAUGGUGCGUUUCUCUACAGUGGUGACGGGUUACUUGGAGAAAGGCAAGUUGUCCGAGAUUGAGGGGAUGAAGACAAAAGUGAUCAUUUGGAUCAAGGUUUCGUGCAUAAUGUCCGAAGAAUCAAAGCUCCAUUUCACGGCGGGUAUUAGGAGAACAAGAAACCGGCAAGUGUACGAGGUUUAUCGAGACGGUAUAGGGGUCGACAAGUUCUGAAGUGACUUAGUGCUCGGUUGGUGUAAAUUGUAAUAACUGAAGAAAAAAAAUGGACUUUGAAGAUUGUAGUAACACAUUAUUCUCAUUUUAAGAUAUAAAUUAUUGAGACAUUGUAAUAUUGUUUUA
Messenger RNA from Striga asiatica, 707 nucleotides. The record is from the annotation of a GenBank genome assembly. NCBI's taxonomy places the organism in Eukaryota, Viridiplantae, Streptophyta, Magnoliopsida, Lamiales, Orobanchaceae.